CCAUCAUUAUUUGCUUCAUAUAAUAACAUAACGAAUGUCAAGUAUGCGGUUGAAUUAAUAUAAACAAAUACCUAAUUUACGUCUUAUUUACGGUACUCGUUAGUAGUGUCGUGAAAAUCCGCUAUAAAUUUAAUAUAGCGAGGGAUGAAACCUGGUGAUCAGUAGGUAAAUAACAUUUUUCUUAAGCCUUAAGGAACUAUCAAAGUGACAAUGUCAACAUGUUUUUACUCUGUUAAAUGGAUCAGUACUGGAAAAAAUUGAUGAUGCUGAUUUUGGCGUAAUAAGAAGAAUUAUUGCGAAAUUUUAUACAGAAUAUUAAGUAAUACCAACUUUAGGAAAGAUUCUAGCGAUAAUUAAGGAAAUUGAAUUUUUAUAUGAAAAAAACUCACUGCGAAAAUUCCAUUAAUAUAGAAGAAGAGUCCAUUAAUACAGGUGUACAAAAUCAAUCGCUUUUAUUCUUGGUUAUAAAAAUAAAAAAAUUAGGAACACCCAAGUCUACGUGGCACCCCCCUGGCAAUGCUAGCAGCCCAAUGCAACAAACUGAGCAGUAAAUCGCCGCCCCCCUUAGCAGACGCCGCCGUGGGCAAAGGUUUCCACCCGUGGAAGAAAUCCCCUCAAGGCGCCCCAUCUCCCGGCAGUACCGGAGUCUCAUCGGCCAGCUCCUUGAGCCAACGAUCAACAGCCGCCUCCAAUCCCACCUACUCGCGAUCAGUGAUGACCUCGUGCGCUUCAGUACCCACCACCGCCUCCUACGGGAGCGACUUGUACUUCCCGGGAGCGACCACUCAACCCUCUGUCACUGACAACGUGCAUCACCACCAAAGCUCUUUGCUGGGCAAAGUCGAGGGGGCGGCGACCGCCCAUCAUGCCGCCCUUGGGUCCGUUUACUCUCGACACCCUUACGAAACUUGGCCCUUCAACACCAUGUCCAGUGCCACCCAUGGAGGGAUCAAAAGCGAUUCCGUUGCUGGAGCGAACGCUUGGUGGGACGUACACUCUACCGCUGGCAGUUGGUUGGAUAUGAGCGGGGCUGCUGGGAUGCACGCGCAAAUGGCUGCGGCCAACUACUCUUCGGAUUAUAGCACUUUAACCCAUUCACUAGCCGCGUCAAACCACUUGCUCUCCUCAGGUCAGCAUUUGCUUCAGGACACUUACAAGUCAAUGCUGCCGGGACAAGGUGUCGGAGCGUCUUUUGGACUUCACGCGGCAAACUCCAGUCCAUCCCCCACAGGUGGAGCGGGUGGCUUACCACCCCAAGUACCAUCUCCAAGGUCCCAAAGACGAUACACCGGAAGAGCAACGUGUGACUGCCCUAAUUGUCAAGAAGCAGAACGACUGGGCCCCGCAGGGGUCCAUUUGAGGAAGAAGAACAUUCACAGUUGCCACAUACCGGGGUGCGGAAAAGUCUAUGGAAAAACCUCACAUCUGAAGGCUCACCUACGAUGGCACACCGGUGAACGUCCGUUCGUCUGUAACUGGUUAUUUUGCGGCAAAAGGUUCACGCGAUCCGACGAACUCCAGAGACACUUGAGGACUCACACCGGCGAAAAACGGUUCGCAUGUCCCGUGUGCAACAAACGGUUCAUGCGGUCCGACCAUUUGGCCAAACACGUGAAAACCCACAACGGAACCGGUAAGAAGGGUAGUUCGGACUCGUGCAGUGAUAGUGAGGAGAAUAGUCAAAGUGACAUGACGAAUAACGUGAACUCGCCGUCGUCGAUUAAUCAGACGCCACCGCCCUCGCAGGGUAUGGGGGGCCUCGAGAUGCACGCGGGGCUCGACGUGAAGCCCCCGGGGCUGGUUUGAGGUCGGUGGGGCCCGGCAUUGCUGUACUCCGGCUAUCAGCGCUGAGGUGGCCCCAAAGUGAUAAUUGAAAAGUGUGAAUUUCUUGUAAAUAUUGUUUGAGAGCGAGGAGGGGCAGGGGAGCUUUUGUAUUGAGCGAGGUUCGUUUUGGUACGGUUAAUCUAUAGCGAUCUUUUGGGUGAAAAUGAGUUUUUGUUUUACAGUUUUGCUGAGGUCGUUUUUUAUGAAAACUCGAAAUAUUUUUUUGAAUGAGUUUUUCUCGAAAACCGUGGGUUUGAGAGAAGGACUUCUUAGAUAAAAAUUGUAGAGUGGAAAGUUCCCUAAGAAUUAUUUCAUUAAUAGUGAAGAAAUAGUCCAUACUUGCAGUGGAGUCGUAGGUUAAGGUAAAAUGAAAAUCCUCCAGUCUCCCUCUAUAUUUAGUUAGCCUAAAAUUCCUUACAUGUUUCGGAAACAGUGGCGUCCAUCAUCAGGGGUGACUAAGAGAAAAUAGUUACGAACAAAAAACAAACAGACACAGAAAAAAAGUGUAAAGGUGUUAAGUGUACCUUAUAUUAAUUUUUUUCUGUGUCUGUCUUUUGUUCGUAACUAUUUCCUUUUAGCACCCCCUGAUGAUGGACACCACUGUAUCCGAAACAUGUAGGGAAUUUUAAGCUAACUGAAUAUUUAAUAAAUAAAUGGAGGGAGACUGGAGGAUUUCCUUUUUACCUUAAUUAUUUCAUUAUUCCACAUUUCUAGGGACUGUAGUACAGAAAAUAGGGGGCAGAGAGUAACAAAAAUUAGUAAAUAUAAAGUUUUGGAAAUCAGUAAUUUUUUUUUCUAAAAAAAAUGAAGAAAAUAAGUAGAAAUCUAUCAAAAUAGCAUCACGCAAAAGAUGUUUUUCGUACAAAUUCUUCUUUUUUCAUUAUUAUCCAUUUGUGUAUUAAAAUUGUAAUAAAUACACCUUAAAUACAAAGAAUUUGAAUUGGGAAACAUUAAAUAAAAUUAAAUGCCUUUAAUUGUUUCCCCCAUUAUCAUAUUUCUUUUUUAUUGGCUUGUCUAGGUCCGCUGGUCCUUUUUUAGAUGUUCUUCAUCUUUUUCCAGUCCCUCAGUUACUUUUAGCAACGAAAACAAAAAAAAUUGAAAACAGAAAAAAAUACUAAUUAAAGAAAUAAUAAGAAAAUUAAACAAGAAAAUCGAGAAAACUAAAAAAUAUUUAAUAAAACGUUAAUAAAAAGAAAAUAAAGAUCCUAGAGGGACAAUUUUGGUGGUUUUCAUCUUAAAAAUUAGUUUUUGUCUUACAGUUUUGCUAAGGUCGUUUUUUAUGGAAACUCAAAAUCAAGGGGUCUAGUCACGCAAGAGUUGUUUUUAGUACAAAUUCUUUUCAUAGGACAAAGGUCUAUUAAUUAUAUUGUACUUAUUAUUACCCGUUUGUGUAUUAAAAUUCUACUAAAUAAACCUUAUAUACACGGAACUUGAACUGGGAAACUCCGAAAAAAAUUAAAUGCCUUUAAUUGUUUCCCCACGUAUCAUAUUUCUUUUUUAUUGGCUUGUCUAGGUCCGCUGGUCCUUUUUUAGAUGUUCCUCAUAUUUUUCCAGUUUCUCAGUUACUUUUGGCAACGAAAACAAAAAAAAUUGAAAACAGAAAAAAAUACUAAUUAAAGAAAUAAUAAGAGAAUUAAACAAGAAAAUCGAGAAAACUUAAAAAUAUUUAAUAAAACGUUAAUAAAAAGAAAAUAAAGAUCCUAGAGGGACAAUUUUGGUGGUUUCCCUCUUAGUGGAAUGUAGCAAAGAGUUCUGCUCCAAAUUUCUUAAUUUUCGUAAAAACUUUAAUUUUUUAUAGUCAUUUAGAUUAUGAAAUUAUAGGAAAACAAUAACUGCCUUCAUUUGGUUGCCUUUGUAUCAAAACUCAUGGUUUUUAUUGGCUCCUCUAUAGACGUUCAUGUUUUUUCAGUUAUUCCUCGUUUUAUUCCAGAUCAAGGUCUUUCCUUAUAUCACUGAGGAAUUUCUAGUUUCUGUGAAUUUAAAUGCAAGAACUUGAAUAGUGGAGAGAAUUGUAUGAGGCCUAUGGCCACGCACAAGCUGUUUUAAGUGCAAAUUGUUAUAUAGUAUAUAGUUCUAUUAUUUUGUUGUACUAUUUAUCACCUAUUUGUGUAUUCAAAUUGUACUCAUCACUAAGAAACUUUGUAUAAAUUUUCAAUAAAAUUUCAUUAUUACCUUAAGGCAGCACGGGCUGUAGCAGUGCUACCACACUUUUAAAGUUUCAUAAUACGUAACAUAUUAAUAUCAAGUCAUUUUAUUUACCCAAAUUAGUUUCUUUUGGACCAAUAUGACCAUACUGGCUGAGGAAAGUACUACCCACUUUUCAAACUAAAAAACCUAAAUUUUUUUUUAUAGCUACAAUUUUUUAAAGGUCAAGAUAUAAAUUAAAUUAAUUAGUCAUCCAAGUUUUUCGAAAUUAAAUUUUAUAAUUUAUUCAAUGUAUACUUUUGGCAGAAAUUUUUCCCUAAAAAAAUUAAAAUUCUCUGUAGUUGGUAGCACUGGCUUAGGGGUUUCCCAUUUCAACAAAUUAACUCGACCUUUAAAAAAAAAAUCAGAUAUGGGGUUAACAGAAAACUUGCGUUAGGCAACACUGGUUAAGAAUGCUCUUUGAACGUGAAAGAUUUAGAAAUUUUUAGAAAAUCCAAAAACAAAAAUUAGAUUACCAACAGAUUUCCUUAUUUAACGAUUUUAUAAUAAAAAAACGGCCCUUUUUCCUUUUGACUAUCAACAUUCCCCAACAAGUCGAAAUUUCCUAGUCAGUAAAUUUUUUUAUGAAAUAGAGAUUACAAGCACACUCUUACAAACUAUUAAAAACGAAAAUUCCUAAACUCCUAUUUUCUGUACCUUGGAAAUAACAAUUCCUGAUUUAUUAAAAAAAUAAUAGUUUUUUCCUUGUACGUAAAUUAUUGCAGUUGGUAACACUGGCUUAAACAAAAUCCCCUAAACAAAUGUCCUAUUUUUAAUUAGUUAUAUUUAUUAUUUAUUUGUGUAAUAAAAUUUUAUUAAAAAAAAAUGCAUUUAAAUAAAAAAAAAUCCGUUUUUUUUUAACCUUGCAUUGGUCAUUUUUAGUACAAAUUCUUAGAUAGUACAAAGCUUGAUCAAUACAUUGUACUAUUUAUCACCUAAUUACACGUUAAAAUUGUACUAAAAAAAAUCCUGUGGGUAGUCAAAAAUCAAAUCAAUUAAAAAUAUUUUGAGUUUUCCAGGGACCACUACUAAUCAUUUCCGCCUAAAAUCGAUCGUACUACUACUACUACUACUAGACUAACUGUACUAUUUAAUAAAAAAGCUUCUAGUGGCGUGUAAAUACUUUAGAAUUAUAUAUAUAAUUUAAUGUUAAAGUAUGUAUAGAUGUAUCGGAAUAAUAAUAGCUUAUAUGGUGAAAGAGAAUACUUGUCGCUGUUAAACUAAAGCGUAUAGAAUGUAUAUUAGUUACACCUUAAUUGGCAUUUCAUGACUCAAUAAAAAUAAAUACCCUAAAAAAAAUAAAUUUACAUAUCAGUUACGACGCCUUUAAAAUAUGAAUAUUUUAUACAACAAACUGUACUUAAAAUAAUAAUUAUAAACAAAUUAUUAAAACACUACUAUUUGUUAUAUUUUCUUAUAUAAGCAUCUUCACGUUAUAAUUGUUUUUUUUAAUGGUGUUUUUCUGUUAGUUUUAAACGUUUCCUUCUCUUCUCACCAAAGAGUUGUAUAAAAAAAAUCAUUAAAUGAAUAUUAUGUCCUAUUGUACAUUUCUUACAUUGAAGCUUUUGUGACCGCGCAUUACAAAUACAAAAAAUAUAAUUUUUAAUUUAAA
Anthonomus grandis grandis is the source of this 5620-nucleotide messenger RNA. It is a transcript of the gene Sp8, whose product is annotated as transcription factor Sp9. The transcript is spliced from 3 exons. Gene Ontology annotation, biological process: regulation of transcription by RNA polymerase II. The record is from RefSeq and is a predicted model, not a curated record. Gene Ontology annotation, molecular function: RNA polymerase II cis-regulatory region sequence-specific DNA binding; DNA-binding transcription factor activity, RNA polymerase II-specific. Bases 517 to 1806 code for a protein of 429 amino acids. NCBI's taxonomy places the organism in Eukaryota, Metazoa, Arthropoda, Insecta, Coleoptera, Curculionidae.